Molecule: messenger RNA, 4198 nt
Organism: Stegodyphus dumicola
Lineage: Eukaryota; Metazoa; Arthropoda; Arachnida; Araneae; Eresidae
Product: syntaxin-binding protein 5-like
Biological process (GO): Golgi to plasma membrane transport; exocytosis
Cellular component (GO): plasma membrane; cytoplasm; SNARE complex
Molecular function (GO): myosin II binding; syntaxin binding; GTPase activator activity
Source: RefSeq, a predicted model, not a curated record
GUGCGCCAUGGUUUUCCUUUUCAUCCGACAGCUGUUGCCUUUGAUCCCAUCCAGAGGCUUCUUGCCAUCGGUACCCAUUCUGGUUCACUUCGCAUCUUUGGUAGACCAGGAGUUGAAUGCUUUAUGGAACAUAGUGAUUUUCCCAUUCUUCAACUUUUGUUCUUAAUAAAUGAGGGGGCCUUGGUUACUGUGACCGGUGACGACUAUUUACAUAUGUGCAACUUGAGACAGAAAAAACCUGAGAUUGCACAGUCCUUAAAAUUUCAGAAAGAAAGGUUAACCCAUUGCCACUUACCUUUUCAAAGCAAGUGGCUAUAUGCAGGUACAGAUAAAGGCAAUGUACAUUUAGUCAAUGUUGAAUCUUUUACUCUCUCAGGAUAUAUAAUCUAUUGGAAUAAGGCAGUAGAACUUUCUUGUAAAACACAUCCCGGUUCCGUAGUUCAUCUGAGUGAAAAUCCUUUAGAUUCCAACAAGCUGCUUAUCGGUUUUGACAAAGGUCUUGUAGUAUUAUGGGAUCUCCGAAAUAAAGCUGCUGAUGCAAGGUUUUCCAGUAGUGAAUCUUUAAAUUUAAAAUCUGUAACAUGGCAGCUAGAAGGUAGACAAUUUAUCUGUAGCCAAAGCGACGGAAGCCUUACAACAUGGAAUGUUAAAGUUCCCAACAAACCAAUCUCAGUUGUUUAUCCACAUGCCAAAUCUCUAAUUGAUGGCAAACCAGAACCAUGCAAUGGAAUUUAUAAAGUGGAAUCAAAAAUUAAUAGAGCUGGGGAGGUUAUCACCGUUUUUUCUGGUGGUUUACCAUACGAGGAGCAAGGGAAAACUUCAAGUUUAACAAUUCAACAAGGGCGAUCCACAACAGUUUUAGAAAUGGAUUACAGCAUUGUUGACUUUGUAACUCUAUGUGAAACUCCAUGGCAGACAGAAUAUCAAGAACCAUAUGCUAUAGUUGUGCUUCUGGCACGAGAUCUAGUUCUUGUUGAUCUUACAAGUCCUGGUUUUCCUUGCUUCCAAAAUCCAUAUCCUAUGGACUUCCAUAAAUCACCUGUCACCUAUUGUGCCUACUUUGCAGAUUGCCCUAAUGACCUCAUACCAGCCUUCUAUUCUGUCGGAUCCAUGGGCACCAAACAAUGUGGUUGUUCAGAUAAGGACUGGCCUAUAGAUGGCGGUGAAUGGGGCACUGCUACACUAAGCUAUCCUGAAAUCGUGAUAACUGGACAUGCAGAUGGAUCUCUCCAGUUCUGGGAUGCUUCAUCAGUUUCUUUUCAAAUCUUGUACAAAUUAAAAACUACCAAGGUAUUUGAGAGACCUAAGCCAAGAAGCAUAGAUGAGCUUGAGGAAGAUCCUUUUGCCAUUGACAGUGUGGCAUUUUGUCGUGAUACACGGUUGUUGGCCGUGGCUGGAGCAAGUGGCCAUGUUAUAGUAUAUAAUUUCAAGAAAAAUGAUGCAUCAGUGAAUCUCAAUGUUUUAGAAAUAUCUAUAAAAUGUGAAGAGAGGAUAGAGAAUAAUCCUGGAGCUGUAGAAGAAAAUAAUGACCAAUCAAAUCGGUCAUUUUCUUUCCAGACAUCAGGGAGAUCAAAUUCUGAUGAUAGUGGAAAACAACCCUCUCAAACUGAGAAUUACUUUCCUCUAAAAGUACGUACGGGACCAGUAAGGAUGGCUGCUGGAUUUCAUGCUAGCCUAGUGUGCCUAACAACAGGAGUAGAAGGAGAACCCCAACCAAGAAUUACUGCACUUGCCUUGCAAGCUGGAUAUGGGCUAAUGGCCUAUGGCAAUGAACAUGGACUUGCUAUUGUUGAUAUUAUACAAAAGACGUGUUUAUUAAACAUGGCAACUCCUGAUCUUUAUGGAUCUGCGGAUCCAUACCAGAGGCCCCCCAAAUCACCUAGGAGGACAAGUAGCUGUGCUAAUUCAAGUAGUGAUCAAGAUCAGGGACAUUCUCCAUGUGAUGAGCAAUCUUCUGAUGCUGCAUGCUUGAGUCCAACCAGUCGGUCACAUCCACAUAGAAGAUCUGUCCAUGCAGAGAUGCGUCAUGCCCGCUCUCAAGAAAAAUUUGAAAAUGCCUUUUCAAGAUCUCGUAGCUCUAGUACAUCAAGCAUCAAAGAUAUAAAUACUCAAGAAGGAAACACUGCUGAAUAUGUUGUCUUUCUUAGGUUUUGUGAAUCAUACGGCGGAAAGACUGAUUCUUGUCCAAGUCCUAGCCUGUGGGUUGGCACUAGCUUAGGAUCUGUUCUUGUCUUCCUGCUCAUAAUACCUCCUCCUGGUGAAACUCGUCUCCUGCAACCAGUAAUAAUAUCACCAAGUGGUACCAUCUACCGCCUCAAAGGAGGAAUCCUAAAUGUAUCUUUUCUUGAUCCUGCUGGUAAUGUGAUACCUGACAGUGUUGACUUUCAGAAAGAUAAAGAUAAAGAAGAAAAGAAAAUGAAAUUGACAAGUCGGCCUUCAUCGUCUUCCCUAGACCGCAGAGAAAAGCAGUAUGUAGUUCUGACAUCAGAAAGGCGCUCACAUGUAGUUCUUUUACCAUCACAAACUGGGCUUUAUAGAAAUAUAAUUUCGGAUACAUCAUAUGCUGUUAAAGCUGAUGUUUCAUCUCUUAAAGAUUUAGGAUCAAGUUUAGUAUGCUACAUUGCCACUGGGCAUGUGAAUAUCUAUAGCUUACCCAGUCUCCGGCAAUUACAUCAUGUAGAUUUUUUACCUGUAUUAAAUGUGAAAAACUUUUCCAGAAUGGUUAGGACUUUUUGUAUUAGUAUUAAUGGCCACGGCUUGUACUUAUGUAAUCCCUCAGAACUGCAGAAGUUUUCUAUUUCUGCUGCAUUUGGUAAUUUACUUCAAGAUAUGAUGGGUACUUUGUUUCUUACGAAAGAAAUGCCUGAACCUCCAAAACAAGGAUUUUUCAAAGGUCUUUUUGGAGGAGGACCAAGUAUUUUGGAUAAAGAAGAGCUAUUUGGAGAAGCUAGUGGUAAAAGUUCAAAAUCUGUUGCUCGUCAUUAUCCUGGAGGUACCGUGGACCAGGUUAAAGCUCAAAGCAGUUCUUUAGCGGGUGAUUUGUUAAGAACGAGACAGGCAUUAAACGAACGAGGAGAGAACCUGAGUAGACUUGAAGAUACAACAGUUCACAUGAUGACCGAAGCUGAAAUGUUAGCAGAUAAAUCACAUCAAUUGUUGCUCAGAUACAGAGACAAAAAGUGGUAUCAACUCUGACUUGUGAACUUGAACCAAUGUGCUAGAAGGGAGCUUGUCUUUCCCCUUGAGCCCAAGAACAUUUGGGCAGUCAAGAGAAGUAUUCGUUUUAGACGAAAUAUAGCCCCCUCUGUCAACAUGUUAAGGGAAAAAUAACAUAAUUUGUUGUGUACAUUUUUCAGAUGUUUUUAAAUACUGCAACAUUAGUUUUGACUGUAUAUGGAAUGAAGUUUCCUGUGCUAUGGUAAAGAUAUCAUGCACUUAAUGUUGACAAAAUAUGUUUCUCUAAAUAGGAAAAAACGUGACACUGUUUAAACUAUGUGUUAAAACAGAUGUUUCAGUAAACUUGUCGUCUUUCAUAUUUUCUAGUCUGAUUCAAAAUUGAGUCGAGACUUGGAAAAUCAGAAAUUCAUUUACCUGAAAUUAACCUUCAUUAUGCACUUGUUAUACCAUUAACACACAUAUAUAUUUAAUUUUAUCUUUUUGUUUGAAAAUGCACCAAUUUUAUGCACCUCCUCAAUUUUCUUUUGCAAUUUGAAUUCUUUCAUAAUCAUGAAAUUAAAGAUUCAUGAGGUGCUUGAAAAAUCUAAGAUUGAUACUUAGUGCAGUUUCCAUCAAGGUUGUUUUCUCUAAACUAUUUUGCUAACCCGAGCUUAUUAGUUUUGAGAAUAAUAAAAAAAAAAAUAUGCAAUGAUUAAUUUAGGUUGUUAUGUAACUGAAAAAUAUAGUGUAUUGUGAUACAAUUAGUAUCAAAAGAGCAGUAAAUUAUACUUAUUUGUAAGUACUCAUAAUAAUAUUUCAGAGUUUAUUAAAUAAUUACCACCAAAUAAUUUAUUCUCAUGUUUGAUGUAUAAAUAUGGUGUCCUAGGGAUGCUCUGACUAUGCACUCUAAAACUGAUGGAAUGUGAUUUCUGAUGUAAGUAUAAAAACACCACCUGAAAAAAAAAGUCCUAAUACUUUUUUGGGUGUUUAUACCUGUAUUUUGUUUCUAAAAUUAUAUGCUAUAAAUUAUGUUUCAAAUAAG